Messenger RNA from Habropoda laboriosa, 1419 nucleotides. RefSeq lists its product as uncharacterized. The record is from RefSeq and is a predicted model, not a curated record. NCBI's taxonomy places the organism in Eukaryota, Metazoa, Arthropoda, Insecta, Hymenoptera, Apidae.
AUGUUUGACUCUCCUCCAUUUCGGCUGUUCUCGCCUCUCGCACACACUAUGGCGUCAGCGCACGCUCAACACAGCGCCACAAUUUUUGUAGCUGCGAUUACUCGCGAUGACACAAGUUCGAGUUUACUCGACACCUCUCUAUACAAACUUAUUCAUUUGAAAGUGAAGAUGCUAGUAAAACAGAACGUAAGAUUCCGAUACUUUUGGCAAACAAAUAAUAAUCACGUCAACGAAUCAUCAUUACCUGAUUCAUCGCUGAAGAGUAAAUUGCAGUCGAUUCAUUCUGAAAGUGGUGUACCGAGUAGUCAUGUCGGCAGAGAAAAGCGACUUUUUUCAUUGUUCACUUUGGUGAAAUUUGACAACAACGUUUGUAUUGGAUCGAAUGGAGAAAAUGGUACCUGUGUGACAGCGUCGGAAUGUUUGCAACGCGGAGGCGUAGCUAGCGGGGUUUGUGCAAAUGAUUACGGGGUUUGUUGCAUCGUAACUGUAUCUUGCGGCGAGACGACUGCCAACAAUAAUACGUAUUUCGUUAAUCCGAAUUAUCCAUCGACUUUCGACGGUACGCUAUCCUGUCAGUUAACGUUGAUUAAGUCGCAUCCAACUGUAUGCCAAUUUAGACUGGAUUUCGUGCAAUUCAACAUAAGAGGUCCUGAAACGACGAACCAUCAGUGUGUCUAUGAUCAAUUUAUCGUUUCUGGGGGCAAUCCGGUGCCCACUAUAUGUGGAAGUAACACCGGGAAUCAUAUAUACAUCGAUUCUGGUCUCGGACAAACGAAUCCUGUUACGUUAACGUUCGUUACAAGUGGACAUUCUUUUCCUCGAUCUUGGAAAGUACGAGUUUCUCAAAUUCGUUGCAACACGAUAUACAGGGCGGAAGAAGGAUGUUUGCAAUAUUUUACAGGGAUAUCCGGAGAAAUAAAGUCGUUCAAUUAUAAUUCUAUCACUGGACUGCAAUUAUCGAAUCAAGAUUACAGCAUCUGCAUUAGAAUGGAAAGAAACUUUUGUGGUAUUCAGUACAUGACAUGUCCAGUUGGUGAUAAAGAAGGUACGAUUCCAGCCGGUGGAACCUCAGCACCGACACAAAUGGCGCGUAGUAAUGCGUUUACAUUAACGGGAAACACCCAGGCAAUGCAAAUAGCGUCAAUGACAGGAGCAACCUGCCAAACCGACUGGUUAACGAUCCCCUGCGUGUCCAAUGUCGGUAAAUUACCGACCGCUACGAUGACUUGCGUCGACCGGAUAUGUGGUGGAACAUUUAACGCAGAAAAUCAAAAUUUGAACGCGUCUUCCGUUAUCAGUACCGUGAAACCAUUUAGGCUAAUACUUCACACGGAUAGCGUAGAAGCGCCAAACGAUGUUGGGAAUAGAGGAUUCUGUCUGAAUUACAUACAGCAACCAUGCACGACGAAAUUAAGAUGA